AUGGCGAUCACCUGUGAGAACAGCAGCGGUGAUGAUGACGACGAUGCCCUCUACCCCGCCACCGAGAUGUUGGAGGCCAGAACGGGUCUAGACUUUCUAGUCUCCGCGCUCUCCCAUGAAAAAGAGAAGCAAGCUCCUCUCAGUUCAGGAGCAUACACUGGUGAAGCGUCUGACCUCUCCCGCAGAGACGAUCGCUUCCAGCCCGCGCAUACUGCCAAGCCAGCCGUGGCAUCAGCAGCUGGCCCGAGCGUCCGCUUGCCAUCUCGUGCCUCGUCUUCGAAGCCUCCGCCUCGUUACAAGCAGGCCGUGCUCCGCUGGGCCGAUCCAACCGCUCCUGCCCGUCCUCUCGCUGAUGCCGGCGAGUCGGUAAACCCCGUUUCGGCCACUCCAUCCAACUCUCAAAAGCCGUCACUAACCACUCUGAUUUACGAGGAUGCGUUGGACUCGUUCAAGUCCACGUGGUCGUCAGACUACCCAUGGCUCAUACUCAUCAAAAACACUUCUGGUCUGUCUGCGUUCAAGUGCAGAUUGUGCAUAGACUUUGCAGGUGAUGGUGGCAAGUGUGGCAAGAGUGGGCACGGUGCAACCGAUCUUCAGACCCAGGCCUUCAAGCGGCAUGCCGCGACGAACAAGCACCAGUUGGCCAUCGAGCACCAGAAGAAGAUGCUAGCUCAGGCUGGGAAGAAGCAGCCGCGGAUUGACGCGCAUCCGUUCGCCAAGGAUGACGAGACGACCCGCGUCAUCGCCCUCCUGAACUCCCUUCACUUCACCACCCAGGACCAUCUGCCGAUGGAGACGGAAGCGCUCGCGGCCAAGGACGCAGCAGAGUCCCUUCCGGAGUUUGGCAUGGUCGACAGCUUCAUCCGCUGGCUCUCCACCUACCUCGGCUCAUCAGGACCCUGGCACCAGCGGUUCCUGGACCUGCAGGAAGUCUUCACUCAGACUAACCUGGAGCUCCAAGGAAUCAAUGAUGUGCGUUGGCUCUCGCGCGGAGAUGCAGUCUGCCGACUUCUUGCAGUCCUGUCGGGUGUCAUCGUGAUGGUGCACGAGCUGGGAAACAAGCCCAUGUACAAGAUGGUAACAAGCUACAGGUUCCAAUUCAUGCUGCGCUUCCUCGCUGACGUGCUGGAACAAUUGAACGUGCUCAGCAAGACGUUCCAGCAUCGACAGUGCACGGCGAUGGCGGAGUCCCUCGUGCAUAACCUGGAUGAGCGGCUAGGUUCUCUCGACAAGCUGAGCGGUGUGAAGCUGUUCAUGCCCGACGAGUGGCCCCAUGGACGGCAGGAGCGAUCCAUGAUCUGGAGGGCGUACAAGAAGCGCAAGCCCAUCAAUACAGUGGCAGCACCAAAGAAGCAACCUAGUGCUAAGGGGAAAGAGAAGGUGGACGAGGAUGAUGCUGGUGGUGCUGGAUCUGGGUGGGAGACAGAGACUCCCAUGCACGUGUCUAUGAGCGAGCCCGCUAGUGACGAUGAUGAUGAAGACAUGUGA
Molecule: messenger RNA, 1488 nt
Organism: Closterium sp. Naga37s-1
Lineage: Eukaryota; Viridiplantae; Streptophyta; Zygnematophyceae; Desmidiales; Closteriaceae
Source: the annotation of a GenBank genome assembly